CCACUUUUGUAUUGGUCAGUGAAGAACUAGAAAUAAGAGGACAACGGUAAUUGCUGUAGCCGUGGGGGCGGGAGUAGCAGAACAUGCCUCACGUGGAUUGGACCGGGAGGUUUUGACAUCAUCCGAGAGGCGUGGCCAUGUCUAAUAAAGCCGAGAGCCGUCGCUGCGCCUGCAGUCAGUUCCACCGCAGUUUGAAGUCCGGGUGGUUCGUGUGAGGCGGAGCUCGACAGUUCCGUCUGCUUCAGCCGCAGCGUCUCCCUGCUCGUCUCGUCGCAUUCUCCAGAGAGGGGACGGACCUUCACUUCCUCUUUCAGAAAAAUGUCUGCUCCAGCUCAGCCACCUGCUGAAGGGACAGAAGGGGCAGCCCCAGGUGGGGGUCCUCCUGGUCCUCCUCCCAAUAUGACCAGUAACAGACGAUUACAGCAAACGCAGGCCCAAGUAGAGGAGGUGGUGGACAUUAUGCGUGUGAAUGUGGACAAGGUCCUGGAGAGGGACCAGAAGUUGUCAGAGCUGGAUGACCGAGCGGAUGCCUUGCAGGCUGGAGCAUCACAGUUUGAGAGCAGUGCUGCCAAGCUAAAAAGGAAGUAUUGGUGGAAAAACUGCAAGAUGAUGAUCAUGCUGGGAGCUAUCUGUGCCAUCAUCGUGGUAGUAAUUGUAAUCUACUUUUUUACUUGAGAAUGUGCCAUCCCUUCCCUGUUCUCCAUUGCCAUCCAAGCUCAUGUCUCUUCCCCUCUGUUUGCUCUCUCAACAAACUCCUUCAUCCUCCAUUCUCCAUCCUGGCCCAGGCUUCACCAUGAUCCUUCCUUUUUUGUUACAUUCAUUUGCACUCUUCCUCAAAACUAGAAAUGCUGCUCGUGGCACAGUCCUGAAGUCACUACCCGGAGAGAACAGCUGGCACCUCCUCCUUCCCCGUUUAUUGUGUGCCUGGAGCUUAAAAGAGUUGUGGCCAAGGGAAGGAGGGGGUCGAGGAUGGCAGAGGUGAAGUGUCAGAGAAGUUAGCAUGGCUGAGGGGAGGAGAAAGGUAUUUGUGUCCAUGAUGUCUCUGAGAAUGGCUGGCCUUUGGCAGGAGGGGAGCAAGAAUAGUUGGGAAGUAGUAGCUUUCUGCCAGUGUUUGUGUCUGUGUCUGUGUCUGUGUAUAUAUUAGUUGGGACUACUGCUUGCUGUCUCAUUUGGAACUUUCCUCCCAUACCAGGCCUGUCUUGGGUCCCAGAGGUCUGUUUAAAGACCAACUUUGAAUCCCUUUUAGAAAAAGUCAAACUUGUAUUUUGUAGCUACUGUUUAUCUGUCAGUACAAGAUUUUCUGUGUCUUUGGGGAACUUUGCAGCCUUUCACUUUGUUCUCUGUAAGCCUAGGAAAGACGUACUUUCUGGUUUUAAAAACACUAGGACACUCUUACUUUCUCCUAGAAGCCAUCCCACGUGCUUCUCUUCAUGUCCUCUGAAGCAUUUGAUGUUGUUCAUGAAGUAAUUUGAGGGAAUCAGGGGCUUAGAAAAUAACAAGCUUUCAGGAACAUGCUUCUUGCCAUCUCACUAAUGAAAGGCCUGUCCCUGUUGUUGAUUAUGAGAAAUGAGAAUUCUAUGGUAAGACUCCCAGGCUCCCACAGAACUCUUUCCUCCACACCACCCUGUGUGUAACACAGGGAUGAGGCAGGAGGGCCUUUCCAGAGCUAGAGAAGUCCACAGACCCCACAGCUCAGUUUUGGGUAGGAGGGUCCAGGCUGUGUCGGUGUACCGUGAGCUGUUGUGUGGCAUGGGCCUCGCAUCCGCAGCUGCCUGCCACUCUUCCGUUAGUUCUCUCUGCAGCCGCUGUGCCCAUCCAUCCUGCAUUGCCUCCUGUCUUUCACUCCCUUUGCAUGCUCUGUGUGUUUGUUGGAACCCAGGAUAGGAGCUGCUCAGUCUGUCUCGGGAGCUUCUGCUGAGCUGAGCUUCCUGAUAGGAUGCUGCAUGGGAGGAGGGCAUGGUGGUAAGAGGAGGGGAAUGCUCUCAGACCUUUAUUCCUUCUGUCCUCUGGUCCACAAGCAGUGAGAGAGGGAGCCGUGCUAGGCUGGGUGCCCACUUCCCACGCAGCAGCAUUUCAUUUUGCAGAGCCAUCCUUCUUUCCCGUAUGCCCAUUUCCCAUGUUCCCUUCGUGCUGCCUCGGGGCAGGACUGAAGAGCUGGAAGGAAGCAGUCAGUGUACCCUCCCAACGUCCCCCGAAGGUCUCCACUAUCCUCUGGGCUUCCCUUUGCCUAGUGCAGGGGGGGGUCACCGCUGGAGAAGAACCAACACUGUCCUCGGUGUGUCCCAAGCCUGGAGCGUAUUUACCCUGUUGGCCCACCCAGCCCCAGCACGGGAAUCAUUUCCUGGGUUUCUGUCCCUCUAAGGCUUAGGUGUAGUUGGCUUCGUUCUUCUGGGGGUGUAUUUCUACUUUCUGUCUCACGUCACCCUGAACCCCCCUCUGUGUGUCUGCAGUCUUUCCCUCCCACCACCCAUGUGCAUGAGCAAAUAUGCCACUAACCCUGGGACUCUGCACUCAACUGAAGCCAAGCUUCCCACAUCCCCUCUUUGUUUGCCAUGAGAUGAUGUGGGUUUCCAUCGUGUCUGUCAUUACCUCUGUCUCUUUCCUAACCCAGUCUCACAGUUUAUGUAUAGUAGUAAGAGUUGUACUUCCACAAAGGCAUGUGACAUAUUUACCAAUCUCAUGUACUCUCCACAAAGGCGAAAAAUACAAAUUCCUACCACAA
This is a messenger RNA of Mastomys coucha (southern multimammate mouse), 2722 nucleotides long. RefSeq names its product vesicle associated membrane protein 1 (gene Vamp1). Gene Ontology annotation, cellular component: plasma membrane; SNARE complex. Bases 319 to 675 code for a protein of 118 amino acids. Gene Ontology annotation, biological process: vesicle fusion; vesicle-mediated transport; SNARE complex assembly. Gene Ontology annotation, molecular function: SNAP receptor activity; syntaxin binding. The transcript has 5 exons. The record is from RefSeq and is a predicted model, not a curated record. NCBI's taxonomy places the organism in Eukaryota, Metazoa, Chordata, Mammalia, Rodentia, Muridae.